This is a messenger RNA of Ilex paraguariensis (yerba mate), 2502 nucleotides long. Lineage: Eukaryota; Viridiplantae; Streptophyta; Magnoliopsida; Aquifoliales; Aquifoliaceae. The record is from the annotation of a GenBank genome assembly.
AUGACUGAAAUUUACUUCAAAGAUCCUAUAAAAGCAGCAGCUGUUGCUGUUCUUUCUAUUAUAAUAUUUUUAAGCAUGAAACUUGUGUCUAUUAAACAGGAAUUGCGUAGAGAUUGGUUGUCAGUAUUGAUGAUUGUAACUUCCGCCCGGUCAUCUAUUAACAUCAGGCAUUUGGAGAAAGCUACAGUAUCCACCGGAAAGGAAGGCUUAUUAUCAGAAGGAAAUGCUGCAUACAAUUGGUCCAGGUGUGUUGAUGAACUUGAAUCUCAGUUGUCGAAGCACGGGAGUCUUAAAAAACUAUACUUCUAUCAUCAGCAUCUUACCGCGGUUUUCAGGAACACCAUGUUUGGACCAGAAGGACGUCCUCAACAUUGCUGCUCAUGGCUUGGUGUUGCUAGUAGUUUUCCAGAAUGUGCUUCUGCCAUUGUUCCCGAAGAGAUAACUAAAGUUGGUCGCGAUGCUGUUCUUUAUGUCGAGUCCCUCAUUGAAUCGAUCAUGGGAGGGUUGGAAGGGUUAAUAAAUAUUCUUGAUUCUGAAGGAGGAUUUGGCUCUCUGGAAAUGCAGCUUCUUCCAGAGCAGGCAGCUAUUCUCAUGAAUUUGACAUCCAGAGGUUCACUUCAUUCAGCAAAAUCCCCAAAAGGCGUGUCUGGUUUUCAUUUUCCAGGCUAUGAGAGCUACCCUGAGAAUAAUAAUUCCAUCAAAAUGUUAGAAGCUGCAAUGCAGAGACUGACAAAUCUUUGCUCAGUUUUAAAUGACAUGGAGCCUAUUUGUGUUCUAAACCAUGUCUUUGUUCUGAGGGAGUAUAUGAGAGAAUGCAUCCUUGGGAAUUUCAGGAGGAGACUGCUUGCAGUACUGAAAACUGAUAAUGAUCUUCAACGGCCUUCUGUUCUAGAAUCCCUGAUCCGUAGGCAUACAAGUAUAAUCUAUCUAGCAGAGCAACACAUCAGCAUGGACCUGAUGCAGGGUAUAAGAGAAGUUUUACUAACAGAGGCUUUUUCUGGCCCAGUUUCUUCACUUCACUUGUUUGAGAAACCUGCAGAGCAACAUACUGGCUCAGCCACUGACGCAGUAUGCAGCUGGUACAUUGAAAACAUUGUUAAGGACGUAUCUGGCGCUGGAAUCCUGUUUGCACCACUCCACAGAUGCUUUAAGAGCACAAGGCCUGUUGGGGGAUAUUUUGCUGAGUCGGUGACUGAUCUCAGAGAAUUGAAAUCCUUUGUUCGUAUAUUUGGAGGAUAUGGAGUUGACAGGUUGGAUAGACUGAUGAAAGAACACACAGCUGCACUUUUGAAUUGUAUUGACACAUCAUUGCGAGCGAACCGUGAGGUGCUUGAGGCAGUUGCUGGAAGCCUGCAUUCAGGUGAUCGAAUGGAAAGAGAAGCAAAUAUGAAGCAGGUUAUUGAUACUGACACAGUGGUUGGGUUCUGCAUUCAGGCAGGCCAGGCCAUGGCUUUUGAUUGCCUUCUUGCAGACGCUGCUGGAGCUGUGCUCGAAGAAGGUGCACCUUUGAUUCAUUCAUUAUUAGCAAUGAUUUCUAAGCAUUUGCCUGAUGAAAUUCCUGAGAAGAAGGAAGUUAGGAGAAUGAGAAGAGUGGCAAACAGUGUUGGAGUAGUUGCAGAUCAUGACUCUGAGUGGGUAAGAUCAAUUUUGGAAGAGGUUGGGGGUGCAAAUGAUGGUUCAUGGAGCCUGUUGCCAUAUUUAUUUGCCACUUUCAUGACAUCCAAUAUCUGGAACACUACUGCCUUCAAUGUUGACACUGGGGGCUUCAACAACAACAUCCACUGCUUGGCAAGAUGUAUUUGUGCUGUGAUUGCCGGGAGUGAAUUUGUUAGGCUGGAAAGGGAACAUCAGCAGAAACAAUCCUUUUCAAAUGGCCAUGUUGGUGAGGCAUUGGACCGUGAGAUACAGAAUCAUUUGUCAGCUGAAACAAGCAUAAAGUCCACAAUGCAGUUGUUCGUUAAAUUUUCUGCGGGGAUCGUACUGGAUUCUUGGAAUGAAACUGACAGAUCUCAUCUUGUAGCAAAGCUCAUUUUCCUGGAUCAGUUUUGUGAGAUCUCGCCAUACAUGCCAAGAAGCUCACUUGAACCCCACAUCCCCUAUGCCAUUCUCCGCUCAAUAUAUAGCCAGUACUACUCAAAUUCUCCUUCCACGCCACUGGCAUUAUUAAGUGUAUCACCACACCAUUCUCCUGCUGUAUCUCUAGCACACGCGUCUCCCGUAGUACGGCAUCCUCGUGGCAAUUCAACUCCUCAGUCAAGUAUUAAUGAUUCGGGUUACUUUAAGGCGUCAUCAACCCAUAGCCAUGAUCAGCUAUAUGAUAAUGACAGUGGAAAUAUGCGAAGCAUCGAUAUCAAACAUCGGAACGUGAGGCGGUCUGGUCCAUUAGACUAUAGCUCAGGCCGCAAAGUGAAGUUUGUUGAAGGCUCAACAUCAGGGAGCAGAGGUCCCAGCCCACUGCCAAGAUUUGCUGUGUCAAGAUCUGGUCCUAUAUCAUACAAGUAG